UGCGUGGCCGAUUGGGUAUAUGGCACACCAACAAGUGUGCCGAUCUCAAAUGAUUGCCGGGCACCUGUUCCACGCUUCUCACUGCAGGCCAGAAAUCCGUCGUAAAAUCAUUUCUUCAAAUCGCCCCUCCAUCAAGUGGUCUCAACAAUUGUGAUAGGAUGCUAAUGCCACGAGGAAACUGAAAUUUGGUCACGAGAGGAUGUGACAUGGAUGUAGGAAUUCCUUGUGAAUUGUGAAAUAAAGGGUAAUUCAAGAGCAAUCGUUUGCGUCUCUAGAGUUUUUGAGGUCAAUUUUCGAUUGCAGGUCAUCUCCCUCUUCCCCGCCUCAGUUUUGGCGGCUAUGGCAGCCAUGGCGGCCUCCGUUUCUUCGGUGGCUUCGAUGUAUUCUCAUCAGAUCUGCAUUUCGCGCGUUGAAGCUCCCGUUGCUGCUGCCUUGUGCUCGCUGCGCUUCCGCCAGGAACAGCUCCUGCCUUUGACGAGCUUUGGUGGGAACCAAGUGCAGCGUUCUUGCACUAGUUGGCGGCAGGUGGAGUGCUCAUAUUCCGCGUACAGCAGUGACCCCGACUACAGCUCCUCCCCAAUCGACGUGGAUGCCGAAGUCAAGUCCAUGAAGAUCCUGGUGCUGGGUGGUAAUGGCUUCGUUGGUUCAGCGGUCUGCAAGCAGGCUGUCGCGCAAGGGAUCUCUGUUGUAAGCCUUAGCAGAUCUGGACGCCCAGCCAUUUUGGAACCAUGGGUUGACCAAGUUACGUGGGUAUCAGGGGAUGUGUUCCUUACCGAGUGGGAUUCUCUCCUCGACGGAGUGCAAGCAGUGAUUUCCACUCUCGGUUUGAUAGGUCCCAAUGAUCAGAUGGAGAAGAUCAAUGCCGACGCCAACAUCAUAGCUGUGAACGCUGCAAAGAAGGCCGGUGUUUCCAAGUUCGUCUACAUAUCGGUGCACGACUACAACUUGCCAGAAUUCGCUCUUAACAAUGGCUACUUUGCAGGGAAGCGCAAAGCUGAAGCCGAGAUUCUCUCAGCAUUCCCCAACACCGGGACCAUUCUACGACCGGGGUUCAUUUACGGAAAGAGAAGAUUCAAUGGUGUAGAAAUUCCUCUAGAUUUAGUCGGGCAGCCGCUGGAGAAGGCUCUGGCAGCCACAGCAGCAUUCACUCGCCCAUUGCAGAAUCUACCUGCAUCCGACCUUUUGUUUGCUUCACCGGUGAGCGUAGAAGACGUAGCUGCGGCAGCAGUGAAGGCUCUGCAAGACGACGAUUGUUUCGGAAUUUUCACAAUAGAACAAAUUAAGGAGAUGGCAAAGGAGAUCAUGGUUUGAUAGAAAACUCUUCUCAAUUGUCUUUUUUUUUUUAUACCGGAAGUGGGCAGCGUAGAUCGUAUAGUGGGGCCUGAAGUGAGUCCGUCUGUGAAUACCAUGUUAUUUUUAAACAGAUCAUCUUCUCUUAAAAUGGUGAGAGUCACUGGAGUAUAGAAUCUUGUGUGUGAUUUGAUCAAGAAAUUACAACCUUAGUGAAAAAGAUCGACAGUUUGCGCCUAAAUAUGCAAACUACAAUAGUGGACAUAUUCUGCCGUCAAAUGAGAAUCCUAUGUAUCACGAUAUUUUGAGCAGAUUGGUACUUCAUUUUUGCCAAAUCGACUUAGCAUCAUA
Messenger RNA from Physcomitrium patens, 1641 nucleotides. RefSeq lists its product as uncharacterized. Gene Ontology annotation, cellular component: mitochondrion. Gene Ontology annotation, molecular function: protein-containing complex binding. NCBI's taxonomy places the organism in Eukaryota, Viridiplantae, Streptophyta, Bryopsida, Funariales, Funariaceae. The record is from RefSeq and is a predicted model, not a curated record.